Messenger RNA from Caenorhabditis angaria, 539 nucleotides. Lineage: Eukaryota; Metazoa; Nematoda; Chromadorea; Rhabditida; Rhabditidae. The record is from the annotation of a GenBank genome assembly.
AUGAAGCUCCUCCUGAUCUUGUUGAUUUCCCAAGUCUCAUCUACCAUCAUCACAGUCAAGGGAACAAUUCGAUGCAACUUGUUCUCAUCAUUUAAUGCCACUAUAACACUACAGGAGAAAGAUACGUUAGGUUCGGAUGAUAUCAAAAUAAAAGUAUGGAAAAACAAGCCGUCGAAUGUUACACAUAAUUUUUCGAUCAAGGGGGAUUUUACCGAUGGUGACGGAAUUUUUGUGAGCUUUCUAAAAAUUAAAAGAGCAGUUUGAGUUGUCUGAAUUUUGUAGGACGGGGAAUACGAACCUGCUUUGUACAUCGUGCACAAUUGCCGUGACAUUGGUUUUUUGAAUGAAUAUCGGUGAGAUUCGAGAGGAAACUAAAUGAUUUUCAAUUUUAUAGGGGUGAGGCUAACAUAGGUCGUACAAUGGGUACAAUCUACAUCCUUGGAAAUGUUUAUCGAGAGUUUAAAAGUGUCCCCAUAACUGCUGCAAGUGCGAAUUAUACUGGGGUGACUAUUAAAUUGGACAAUAGAGUUGAUUUGUAA